UUUUAAUUGUCAUGUUCCUUCUGCAACGGUUAGCUUCCUCUAAAAAUGCUUUAUAUAUGACUCAACAGCCUCAAAUAUCUUGGAUUUUGGAUACAUUUUUCGUUUAUACCAGCAAUACUUAGGGUGAAAAAAUCAAACACAAAACCUCAAGCGCAGAUGAAAAUAAUUUUAACGGCUUUAGUUGCAAGCUCCUCUCUCGAUUCUAAAUACUUGCAUUAUGAUUGAGUAUAUAUGUAGAUGCAGAGCAGCACCGAAGAAUCUGCUUCGGAUUGUUCUGGAGUGAUAAGAAAGAAGGGAAAUCGAAGUCUCGAGAAGAGAGUUACACUGCUCCAACCAAGUUGGCUACAUUUUGUUCAUUUAAUCAUGAAGAGUUUUCAGUAAAAUCUGUUUGCUUUUAAAAGACAUGAAGAAUUGGACAUCUUCUAACCUCGUCGCGGAAGGAUUGUUAAAAUCUGGAUUGUUUGGAGAAGGUUCUGAUGAAAUGGUGGAGCCUUCUAUUUCAUAAUGUUUUGCACCUGCCAGCAGUUCAAUAGGGUGUCCAUGGAUGGCCAUUCAACCAUGGUCUUCCAGCCUGUUUACAAUUCCUUCAAGUUCAAAAAUUCCGAAGCCAUGAAGGGAUUGAAGGUGGAAAAAAGUACUAGUUCAAACGAUGAUAAUCUGUUCAUUUCUGAUUUGCAAAGUCAAGACAGUGAGGUGGUUCUGAAUCCACAUCCAGAUGAUAGUCAGAAUAUGCGCGCUAUAAAGGAAGCCGUGACAGCUGGUGAUUGCGCAGCUUGGAAGGAUUCUGCUAGAAAGGCUGCAAUGGACUAUGACUUGCCAGAGUUGGUUGCAUUCCUUCAAGGGAGCAGCAACUACCAGUUGUUCAAGGACAUCUGCAUUGACAAGGAAGUUCGAUGCAAAGAUAAGUGUUCCGUAGAAAACUGUGAAUUCUAUCAUAGUAGCACUGCUUGCAUGCUUGAUUCUGAUCCGGACAGCGAGAGCGAGUCAAUUAGAGAAUCUCUGGACUCGGAGUCAUCCACUUCAACGGAUGAGAAUGACUGCAAAAAGGAUGAUCUAUCAAAUGAUCAUUCAAUCAAAAAGAUCAUAUCCGAAAAAGUGUUUUUGGUUGGACAGGGUCCAAGUAACGCAGUCUUGGCCGCAAACUCAAUGGGAUUAUCUAUAACUAUGGGUGACAACAGACGGACAAGCAAUGCUUCUGUAAAAGGUGACCUAGAAAAUACAAGCGGAAGCGCAGAGUUUCAUGCCCCAGAAAUGGAAAACAUGUUGAGGCAUGAUUCGUCCGAAGAUGGGAUGUCAGAUGGCCUAGCAGAAUCGAGUCAACGACACCAGCAUUGCAGCAGAGGAUCCAGUUCCUCUGCAUACGAACUUCCUUCGGGCUCGUUUUCGUACUCAGGAAGAAUACCAGGUUUUGGCAGCAUCUCUUUUCGGUCGAGCAGCAGCACAACUAGCUCUCGGUCUUUCUCUUUUCCCAUAUUAUCCUCGGAAUGGAAUGGCAGCCCGGCGAGAAUGGGGAGCGCUGACCAUAGACAAUUACACCGGCACCGGCACUGGGGGAUGCGAUUUCUCUGCUGCAAAUUCUGAAUGUCACACACACACACACACUUAAUUUUCUUUGCUUUAAUUUUUCGUCCGGGAUGUUAAGCCUUGUGCAGCCUUGCCUUAUAGAUCAUACACACAUAUUCUGAUGUGAACAAUAACAUCAUAAUACUAGUCCAUUUAAAAAUGUUUGGAUUUCUGCAUACAUCAAGGUUUGCUGAAUGCAGUUUUAUUAAUUUCA
Malus domestica (apple) is the source of this 1777-nucleotide messenger RNA. RefSeq names its product suppressor protein SRP40-like. NCBI's taxonomy places the organism in Eukaryota, Viridiplantae, Streptophyta, Magnoliopsida, Rosales, Rosaceae. Gene Ontology annotation, biological process: regulation of asymmetric cell division. The record is from RefSeq and is a predicted model, not a curated record.